UUUCCCAUUUUGUAGUUUAAGAUACACUAAGCUCAAUUCACACUCAGCUCAUUCCACAAACAAUGGACAUUCGUCUUUUCAUACUUAUUGUUGCAUGCACACUUGUCCCUUCUCUCAAAGCUUCCACAGCAAUUAGUUCUAUCCAAGUGUCCCAAAUCAUGAGAGAUGGGGAGACUUUAGUAUCAAAUGGUGGAAGAUAUGAACUUGGGUUUUUCAGCCCAGGCAAUUCCCAGAAACGUUACCUGGGCCUUUGGUACAAGAAUAUCCCAGUGAAGAAAAUCCUUUGGGUUGCUAAUAGGGCCAACCCCAUCAAUGAUUUCUCGGGUAUCUUAACACUCAACACCACUGGCAAUCUUCUUCUCACCCAAAAUGGGUCUCUUGUUUGGUGUACUAACUCUCACAAACAAGCACAGAAUCCGGUGGCAGAACUCUUGGAAAGUGGCAAUCUUAUGAUAAGAGAUAAGGGAGAAACAAACAAAGAGUAUUUAUGGCAGAGCUUUGACUAUCCAUCUGAUACACAAUUGGCUGGGAUGAAGUAUGGAUGGGACCUCCGAAAAGGUUUCGAAUGGAAAUAUACUUGUUGGAAGAGUCCAGAUGAUCCAUCUCCAGGAGACUUUUCUCGGGUUUUAAAACUCUACAACUAUCCUGAAUUUUAUAUAAUGAAGGGAACACAAAAGUGGUUCAGGUUUGGACCUUGGAAUGGCCUACGUUUUACAGGAUCACCAAGUGUAUAUAACAACACCAUUUUUUAUAUCAAUAUUGUCAGCAAUAUGAAUGAGACUUACUACACAUAUAGCCUUGCAAAUAGUGCAGUCAUCACAUUUAGUGUGAUUAACGAAACAGGUAAAUUGUAUCGCUAUGUGUGGGCUGAGGAUGAUCAAAAUUGGAGCACGUUUAGAUAUUUCCCGAGUGAGUUUUGUGACACAUAUGGCCUCUGUGGACCCAACGGGAACUGCGUGAGUACCCAAACACAAGCCUGUCAAUGUUUGAAAGGUUUUAAACCAAAGGCGCCGCAAAAAUGGAACUCGUCUGAUUGGCGUGGAGGAUGUAUCCGUAAUGAACCGUUGAGUUGCAAAGGUAAAGACGAAGAUGGGUUUAACAAAUUUGAAAGGCUAAAAAUUCCAGAUACUACAUAUACUUGGUUGGAUGAGAGUAUUGAUCUAGAGGAAUGCAGAGUGCAGUGUUUGAGUAAUUGUUCUUGCAUGGCCUAUACUAAUUCAGACAUAAGAAAUGGAGGUAGUGGAUGUGUCAUGUGGUUUGGGGAUCUCAUUGAUAUUAAACAAUAUGAAAGUGAAGGACAAGAUCUAUAUAUCAGGAUGCCUGCUUCAGAGUUAGAACCUGUUUAUAGGCACAAGAGAAACACGGCAGCAGUAGUUGCUUCCAUCGUUGCAGCAAUUUGUGGUGUUCUUUUGCUGAGUGCUUGUUAUAUCUACAGAUUCCGGAGGAACAGUACUGAGCAAUCAUUGAUAGAACAAUGUGAAGAUAAUUUGGAUGUCCAAAUGUUUGAUCUAUUCACCAUUGCAACUGCCACUGACAACUUUUUCAAUGCAAAUAAGAUUGGUGAAGGUGGUUUUGGACUUGUAUACAAGGGAAUAUUAGUGGAUGGGCAAGAGAUUGCUGUAAAGACUCUAUCUAGGACCUCGUGGCAAGGAGUGACAGAGUUCAUAAAUGAAGUCAAAUUGAUUGCAAAACUCCAGCAUCGAAAUCUUGUUAAACUUCUUGGUUGUUGCAUUGAAGGACAAGAAAAAAUGCUUGUUUAUGAAUACAUGGCAAAUGGCAGUCUAGACUAUUUCAUAUUUGAUGACAGAAAAAGUAAUUUGCAGUGGGCUCAACGCUUCCAAAUAAUCUGUGGAGUUGCAAGAGGGCUUAUGUAUCUUCAUCAAGAUUCGCGCUUGAGGAUUAUCCAUAGAGAUCUCAAAGCAAGUAAUGUUCUUCUUGAUGAAAAUUUAUGCCCAAAAAUCUCAGAUUUUGGAUUGGCUAGAAUAUUUGGACGCGACCAGAUUGAAGGAAACACAAGUAGGAUAGUUGGAACCUAUGGGUACAUGGCACCGGAGUAUGCUGUUGAUGGUUUCUUCUCUGUGAAAUCUGAUGUUUUUAGCUUUGGCAUUCUAAUGUUGGAAAUUAUAUGUGGCAAGAAAAAUAGAAGACUUUAUAGUACAGAUAAGAAUCUUAACCUUGUUGAUCACGCACAAAGAAUAUGGAAAAAGGGUAGGGCACUAGAGUUAGUUGAUUCAAAGAUAAAAGAAUCAUGCAUUGAAUCAGAGGUACUACGUUGCCUCCAUAUUUGUCUUUUAUGUGUGCAACAAAACCCAGAAGAUAGGCCCACAAUGACUUCUGUAAUUCUAAUGUUGGAAAGUCACAUGGAAUUGAUUGAGCCUAAACUACAUGGUUUUAUUACGAAAGAUGUUUCACAUGAAGAAGAUUUAUACCCAAAUCAGAAACACACAAGCACAACCAACUAUGUAACCAUGUCCACGUUGGAAGCUCGAUGACUGAUAAAAUGUUAAUGAGAUAUGCACUAAAUGUAGAUAUGUCUACAAAUAUUUGUAAGAACUUAUUUAUGA
This is a messenger RNA of Vigna unguiculata (cowpea), 2564 nucleotides long. Its product is annotated as G-type lectin S-receptor-like serine/threonine-protein kinase At4g27290. Lineage: Eukaryota; Viridiplantae; Streptophyta; Magnoliopsida; Fabales; Fabaceae. The record is from RefSeq and is a predicted model, not a curated record.